This is a messenger RNA of Lithohypha guttulata, 1659 nucleotides long. RefSeq lists its product as uncharacterized. NCBI's taxonomy places the organism in Eukaryota, Fungi, Ascomycota, Eurotiomycetes, Chaetothyriales, Trichomeriaceae. The coding region runs from base 1 to 1659 and encodes 552 amino acids. The record is from RefSeq and is a predicted model, not a curated record. The transcript has 3 exons.
AUGGACGCAGCAAGAGCAGCAGUUAGCAAGAUCACGAGCCACGGUGGUGAGAGGACCGACGUUGACGAGGUCGUCCGACCUGUCGUCACCGAGGAAGUUGUCAAGCCUCAUCGUCAUGAAGAGACAACCGAAGCGGUCGACAAGGAGAUCCAUCAACACCACUACCACACCACAGUCCACCCUCUUGCCGACAAACAAGUCCUCCCUGAACAACACGUUCACAAUGUAGCUCCUCAAAUCGAACGAUCGUUUGAGCAUGGAAACCUCGAGCAAGAUCGUGCCCGGGCCGCUGCCGAAAUGGGUCAGUUCCAGAACACCUCAACCACCCUCGGCACUACACAGUCCACCCAAGCAGCACCUGCAGUUGUCGGCCAGCAUGUUCACCAUCACGUUCACGAGGUAGUACAGCCAGUUAUCCACCAGGAAACAAUUCAAAACGAAGUUGUUCACACCACUAUACCCAUUCAUGAGACACAUGUCGCACCUUCCGAGCACCAUGGCAUUUCCAUGCUGCCACUGAAAUCAAUGGACGAAUUUUCCAGGACAGGAACCGACCUCAAGAGUGGUCAACACGCCCAUGAGGAAUAUGAAGGACAUCCCAAGCCUUACAAUGAGUCGUUGCAGCUGGAACGUGCUCCCGUCGAUGUCCACCCGGAACAACACGAGGGCAGACAUGACCCUGACAAGACCGGUCAUCGUGAAUGGCUUCGAAGUCAUGAUGAUGGUUCUGGAUUCGCUGGCGAAUCUUACGGCAACUUUGCUGGCACAGCACCGGGCGCAUUCGAUCACUCAAGCACUACGAGCACUACAGGUGGUACUGGCUCUGGUAUUGGCAGUGGCAUUGGCAGUGGCACUCAUAUGUCUAGUAGCACAAGUGGUGCCAAUCCUCUUCAUCAGGGAGCCGAUGUACGACAUGGGUCUGGUGCUUUGGUCGGCGGAACCACUACGGGUGCGGCUUCUGGCCUAGGCAACGAGCUGUCUCAGAACACAAGCUCAAACCCAACUGGCAUAACCGGUUCUUCGCUGCCUGGCACGACCGGUACGACAGGUACAACUGGUGGUAUGAUGGACAGAAGCCACCCGCUGUCUGGAGAUACUGUUACAAGUGGUACAUCCACUAUUUCUUCACACAACACUUCGCGCGGUACGGAAGGUCUCGCAGCAGGCACUGCUGCUGGUCUAGGAUCAUCCUCACGCGACUCACCAGCUGUUCAACAAGGCUCCGAGAGACAAGGCACACGAGAGCCUUCUAACCUCGAGGGCGGAAGAGCUGGCGCCGAGUCAUCGCAACGCGACUUCAGUGAUAGCGACAAAGUCCAACACGCAUCCAGAAUUGGCAAGGAUCCCUCACUCACAGAGACCAACGAAGGCAGAGGCAGCAAACUAACAGGCACUGGUGUCGACGGCAGCCACUCCGCUGUCUUUGGACUAACUCCAGAUGGUCACGUUAACAAGGAUACUUCAAGCCAAACAACUAAGUUGAGCGAGCACAACCCAUCAUCAGCUGAUACCGGCGUUGGACCUAGUCCCAGCGACAAGAACAGAGGCGUGGAAGGCGUUGCUGGACAGAUGAACGACAUGCGCGUUGCUGAACCAGAGCAUUCUGGCAAGGCCGAAUACCAGCCAGGAUCUGACAACAAGCCAGGUAUGGGUGCAUAG